AUUUGUUUAAUGAGGUAAUGUUGACGCGCUUCGUUGACCUUCUUCUUUACUUGCCAGUGGAUCUUCCACGCAGUUUCCACUAUUCACUUUCUUUUAAGUUUCACAAUUUUCAUUCAUCUUCAACUCAAUUCUCCUCUUCUUACUCACACAACCACCAUGAAUCUUACUCAAUCAUUUAACAGUGGAAUUGUGCAAGCACCCUUUGUCACAAGCUCUUCUCUUCUUUCAAAAACAUGGGAUGCUAUCUCCUCACGUGAUGAAGAUGUGGUUCCCCACGGGGGUAGGGGAUUGUUCUGGAAAGUUCGGGAGGAAUCGGAUUUGACGAUUGUGGUGUUUGAGGUCAGGAAUGAUUUUGAUCCUCAGCAGAAAUUGGUUUCUUCUUCUUAUCUCAAGGAGAACAAUAACUUCCACCGCUUUGAGUUUCUAUGUACCAAGAAAAUUCCAGAGUUCUCUGUUAAUGAGUCUGCAGUUUCGCUAGUCAUUGACAAUCUUGAGAAGCUUGAUGAGUUGAAGUCCAAGAUUAAUAGCUCCCAUCCCUUGAUUGUUACUGGACAUGGUGUUGGAGGAGCAAUAGCUUCUCUCUUUACUGUGUUGCUGUUAGAUAGAAUUGGUUCAGGAAAGAAACGUCCUCUCUGCAUCACCUUUGGUUCUCCCCUUAUUGGUGACAAAAAGUUGCAAGAAGCUAUAUGGAGUUCAUCCUUUCUACAUGUUGUCUCUUGCAAAGACUCACUUCCCAAGAAGUUGAAUCCCCACCCAAGUGCUUACAUACCUUUUGGGAUAUUUCUCUUCUGUUCUGAUACAGGUGCUACUUGUUUUGAGAACCCCGAGUCUGUUUUGGAGCUUCUUGUGAGCUCAAUCGGUGAUCAAAGUCAAGGUUUUGAGGUCGCAGAUUAUGGAAAACUUGUCCGAAAUCUCAAUCGUAAAGCAAUUUGCAAGGACUUUACCCCACGGGGACUGAACUUGACAAAUUCUACUUCACUGAACGCAAGUAUCUAUUUGCAGUUGUGUGCAGCACUGGGAUUGACAUCUGAUAUGCAGGAGAUACAACACCAGAAGAUUGAUAUAAAUGCUUUGGCAACAAAGCUGGAAACACUGGAGAAAAAAUUCAUGUUCCAGAAGAAGGAGAAAUUUGAUCCAUCCAAGAGAUUGAAUAUGAAGAAGAUAGAGAUGGCAAAACUUGAAUGGUACAAGAAGCAUUGUAAAAGUCUAGGUAUUGGGUACUAUGACUGCUUCAAAAAGGCCGUCUCAACAAUUGACCAAGAUGCUGUUCAGUGGCAGAGAGAGCUCAGAAUCUACUGGAGUAAGAUGGUUGAAGAGGCAGAGAUGAAACCUCAGACAGAAGCUGCAGCUUUUCGUACUCGCUGGCUUUUUGCUGGAACUAACUUCAGGAGAAUGGUUGAGCCCCUAGACAUUGCUGAAUACUAUGCAAAUGGUCUUCGUAAGGACUAUGAGGCUAAAGGAAGGUCUAGACAUUAUAUAGUGUUGGAGAAGUGGCUGGAAGAAGAUAAGAAACAAAAAAGUGAUUCAAACGGCAACACUAGAAAGAAUGUGGAAUUGAUUUUAACCAUUGACUCUUGCUUUUGGGCAAAACUUGAAGAGGCUCUCCUUUUGUGUGGACAGUUGGAGAAUUUGAAAGAGAAUGAAGAGGUAAAAGGGAAGUUGGUUGACUUUGAGAAGUAUGUUUAUGAAUCACUGAAAAGGUAUGAAGUGUCACCAGAAAUUUUCUUGAAAGGAAGCAGUUACAUGAGUUGGUGGAAUAAGUAUAAAAGAUUUGCUGAUAAUCAUAGACUAGCAAGCUUCAUGAGCAAUCCUCAGCAUUUUGAUCAGUAUACUGAGGGAGCCUAUUUCUUCUCCUGAAGAAUUUAGGGUUUAGGGUUUAGGGUUCAUGAGCAAUCAUAGACUAGCGAAUGCAAAGUGUGGUUGGCUGUACAAUAAAUUAUGAUUUAAUCAUUCUGCAUUUCCUUUGUUGAUUUUGGUAGGGAUCUUUGUUUUGUCAUCCCUUGUGCUGUCUUAUUGUAAACUCUUGCAGUUGUCUUUCCCUUGUAAACUUCCACUCUCAUUGUUCUGGAAAAUUUGAGUGUAAUGGAAGCAUUGUAACGCCCUAACCUACUUUGGAGUUACAUUAUUACAAAUCAUUUCACCAAUCAAUCACUAACA
Messenger RNA from Vigna unguiculata (cowpea), 2157 nucleotides. Its product is annotated as senescence-associated carboxylesterase 101. The record is from RefSeq and is a predicted model, not a curated record. Gene Ontology annotation, molecular function: carboxylic ester hydrolase activity. NCBI's taxonomy places the organism in Eukaryota, Viridiplantae, Streptophyta, Magnoliopsida, Fabales, Fabaceae. Gene Ontology annotation, biological process: lipid metabolic process; defense response.